GGCAAGUUGCAUUGGAGACUUGAAGGCGGAGGUGGCUAAAAAGCGAUCUGUCACGACAAGUUUACUAAUUUACCUGUUUUCAAGGGACAAACACCCUGAGGCUAUUCCAAUAACCGACGUGGCAGAAGUUGAAGUCGGAAAUGGAUGGAAUGUAUGGAUGGGUACAGCCCCCUUUGAACCAAGGGAAUUCUUUCAUAGAGAUCAUUGAGCAGCCCAAGCCGAGAGGCAUGAGGUUCAGGUACAAGUGUGAGGGGCGCUCGGCGGGCAGCAUCCCGGGAGAGAAGAGCAACGAUACCACCAAGACACACCCCGCCAUCAAGGUGCACAACUACAAUGGUCCCCUGCGUGUCCGUGUCUCCUUGGUGACCAAGAACCCGCCUCACAAGCCCCACCCGCACGAGCUGGUGGGGAAAGACUGCAAACAUGGCUACUAUGAGGCAGACUUGCAGGAGAGACGAGUACACAGUUUUCAGAACCUGGGCAUUCAGUGUGUGAAGAAAAAGGAUGUGACCGAAGCAGUUUCCUGUAGACUGCAGACCCAAAACAACCCCUUCAACAUUCCCGAGGCGAAGGUGUGGGAGGAGGAGUUUGACCUGAAUGCAGUGAGGCUGUGUUUCCAGGCCUCGAUCACUCUACCUACCGGUGAACUCCGCCCUCUGGAGCCCGUGGUGUCUCAGCCCAUCUACGACAACAGAGCACCCAACACAGCAGAACUGAAGAUCUGUCGAGUGAACAGAAACUCUGGGAGCUGUAGAGGAGGGGACGAGAUCUUCCUACUCUGUGACAAAGUGCAAAAAGAGGACAUCGAGGUGCGGUUCUUCCAGGACUCGUGGGAGGGGAAGGGGACCUUCUCCCAGGCGGACGUCCACAGGCAGGUGGCCAUCGUGUUCCGUACCCCGCCCUUCUACGACACCAACCUGACCGAGCCAAUCAGAGUGAAGAUGCAGCUCCGCAGGCCCUCGGACCGCGAGGUCAGCGAGCCAAUGGACUUCCAAUUCCUGCCCUCCGACCCAGAUGAAUAUAGACUGAUAGAGAAGCGAAAACGGACAGAGGGCAUGUUCCAGAAUCUGAAGCUGGGGACCAUGAUGUCAGGGGCCAUGCCAGCAGACAGAAGGCCUUUCAACACUGCCAGAAGAACAGUCGCCGCCAAGCCAGCAGCUAGCCAGCCUGUAGUGAACCCAGUGGCGCCCCCUCGUGCCGCCUCUGUGAAGCCCCAGCCCUACUACGACAGCCCCCAGCCUGGCCAGCUGUUCCAAACCCAGCCCAGAGCAGAGCCCUCCUCCUCCACUCCAGCAGAGACCUGGAAGUUCCUCAACAGCCUGACCCUGGACUCCCAGCCCAAAGCCACCCCCGUGGCCAGAUUCACCACCAACUCCCAGGCCCAGGCAUCUGCAGCCACAGCCUCCUCCCAGGCCUUCCCCACCGUCAACCUGUUGGACCUCCACGGCUUCACCUUCCCCACGUUCCCUAGUCCCCAGGAGCCAGUGAGCGCAGCCGCUACUCCAGAGCCCACCUCUACCUUCGGCGUCCAGGGUUCCCAGUUCAGGGUGGAUGGCCCCAUGGUGGAUGAGGAGCUACCCGAGUUCCCCAGCUUCUCUGAGGCCCACCCGUCAGGGACACUAGAUGGCAUAAACAUCGACGACUUCCAGGCUCUGCUGGGCCAGAGUGGUCUGGUUGGAGAGGGGCCAGGGAGCAGUAGGGCGUCGGUCUCUCAGGCACCCUGCCACUUACCCGCCACCAACCCGGUGUCCAACAACGCGACCCAGAACCACACAGAGCCAGCCAACCACCACAACAUCAGCUGUGGCGGCAGCACCUUGAUGAACUACCCCAACAGCAUCGUGAACCUGCUCCAGAGUGAGGGCAUGAUGGACAGUUCUCCUGGCAAUGCCAGCCAGCCGGCCGUCCUCGACGACCUGGACGUCUUCAGCUCCAUGGACGAAGAACGUCUCAUGUCCAUCCUGAACACUGGCAACCAGGCCGGUUUCGUGUCCGGACAUCAGACUUAAGAGACCUCUGUGAUUUUAGACAUUUUUACUGCCAUACUACUUUUAUCUGUCCCCUUGCCUUUUGAGACCCAGCUCCUUUCUAACCCAACUUCCCUUGUACUUGUUAUUCAUAAUGGACUACAAAGAAAAUACAUUUGAAGGCUGGCUGAUCGAGAGUCAGAUGAUGGUGCCGUUUGCGCUCUUCUCUAUGUGGAUUGUGGACAUGUUUAUUAGGACAGCUGCAGAACCCUGCCUGUACUCGAUGAACAGAGUGAAUAGGAGAGAGGGCUACAGGGAACCCCUGGUAACUGCCAGUUUGUGGGCAAUCGCGAGACCCAAGGAUUUUUGUCGCUUUUUGUCAACCCCUAAAGAUACACACCCACUGGGUUGUGUAGAAACCCAGGCUUGUAUCUAGUCUCCAAAGGCAGUGGUAUUCACUUCUGGUCCCUAAGAACAUCAGGGUUCGAAAUGUGUCAAUGUAUGGACUGAAUAGUCCAGGGCCCGGUUUCCUGAUGGCGAUGGAACUUAGGCUUACGAGGGUUUUUAACAAUGCAUCUUUCUUACAACGCCCGAAGAUGUAACAUACACAGAGUAUACAAAACAUUAAGGACACCUGCUCUUUCCAUGACAUAGACUAGGGGUAUUCAACUCUUACCCUACG
Messenger RNA from Coregonus clupeaformis (lake whitefish), 2649 nucleotides. RefSeq names its product transcription factor p65. Gene Ontology annotation, cellular component: cytoplasm. The transcript has 11 exons. Bases 141 to 2009 code for a protein of 622 amino acids. Gene Ontology annotation, molecular function: RNA polymerase II cis-regulatory region sequence-specific DNA binding; DNA-binding transcription factor activity, RNA polymerase II-specific. Gene Ontology annotation, biological process: cellular response to stress; non-canonical NF-kappaB signal transduction; canonical NF-kappaB signal transduction. The record is from RefSeq and is a predicted model, not a curated record. Lineage: Eukaryota; Metazoa; Chordata; Actinopteri; Salmoniformes; Salmonidae.